AUGGGUAUACAUUAUCACCAUGACAUUACUGCUCUCGAGACUCUUAAGUUACAGCCUAUCUCGAGGCUCGCUCCGUUCUCCGCCCUUAUUAUUUCGAUUGUACUCGUCGUCCUUUUCGUAAUACGAUAUUAUGUGUUGGAGGGCUUUCUCAUAAAACGUCUCUAUGGUUCUAUCUAUACGAACUUGAGUGAGGUGAACCGACGCGGGUUCAUUAACCACCACAUUGCCGGUCUGACGAAGAUCCUAAUCCUAAUCGUCGCGGCAUACCCAUUCCUUGAGGUUGUCAUUGGGAAGUCGUCCUUCCAUACACCUUACGCACAUGGCUCCCGUGUGACUAUGGGCGACAUGCUGGUCGUGGUCGCCCAGAUGCUCAUAGGGAUUCCUCUGUCAGGUGCCUUCGACAUUAUCUCAGAGUUCUUCCCCCACUUGGCUAUCAUUCUAUACCGCAUCUUCCCCAACCGCCACCGUUUUCUGAAACGCCUCUUCCUCCUAUCUUGCAUCACCACAGCUCUUGGAACAACUUGCGAAACUAUCGUUAUCUUUUUCCUAUUCGGCUCACUCUGGGACCGAUGGCAGAUUGCCUUUAAGGUUGUCACCCCACUGCUUCAUAUUGCCUUUUCCGCAGCCCAGGUUCACGGCAGCGUUGUCUUCUGGAAGAUGUACAAGCGCCAACAGAAGCUUGAGGAAGAGAUUCCCGGAUUCGAUAUCGAGAAUGGGGAGAUUACUGAGAUGCAUGUCCAUGCCGACAAGACGAAGCCUUCGUCUUCUGGAUCUACGGUCGCGAUUGUCUAG
Aspergillus oryzae RIB40 is the source of this 792-nucleotide messenger RNA. RefSeq lists its product as uncharacterized. NCBI's taxonomy places the organism in Eukaryota, Fungi, Ascomycota, Eurotiomycetes, Eurotiales, Aspergillaceae. The transcript has 2 exons. The record is from RefSeq and is a predicted model, not a curated record. Bases 1 to 792 code for a protein of 263 amino acids.